AUGCGAUCGAAGAAGACAGGAGGAUUGGAGCUGGACUUAUUUGUCGGCCAACACCAUCAGGAACCAUCGUCAGGUAUGUAUACUUUGAAUUAUAAUUUAAUAAAUUCAAAAGCUUUCCCUUCAAUCGACAGUUAUGGGUUUCUGACUGAUCCUAGGGGUUAUCUAACAUCUUUGUUUUUCUGUAUUUCAAUUGGUCGUAGAUAUACACAUAAACUGCCUUCGAAACCGGCGGUGGUCGGGGUUUUGCUAAUGGAUGGUAGUAUGACUAACCUAUCGUUACUAGAUGCCAAGGAGAACAAAUUCUUAAAGGGUACUUUUGAUGUUGUCGGAAUUAUGUCUACUCUCGUCAUCUAUGGUGUCUUACAGAAUUGCAUGGAGAAUGAAUUCAAUAUUGAUCAUACAAGAGAAAUAUUUGGAAUCGAGUUCAACAAUAGGUAUAUAUGCGAAGAUCAAAUAGAUUAUAUGGACCACUGA
Messenger RNA from Lactuca saligna, 474 nucleotides. NCBI's taxonomy places the organism in Eukaryota, Viridiplantae, Streptophyta, Magnoliopsida, Asterales, Asteraceae. The record is from the annotation of a GenBank genome assembly.